GGAGAUCGUUUUGGAAGAAAUCGGUUCCUAGGGCUUUAUGGAACCAUCAUCUGGCCCCAAAUCCCUUAGCCACUAAUAACAUUUCGAGGCGACAAAAGAGGUUGUCACUUCGCCAGGGGACGCUCCAAAAAGAAGGGGGCGCGCGGCGCAGGUAGAGGAGGAAUGAAACAGGAAGGCACAACUUUCCCCAGAAAUAAAAAAAUAAAAAUAUUUUUUUUUCUUCGUGUUUGUGGUGUAGGGGGGUGGGAAGUAAAAGGGACAAACCCGAUGAUUCGGGACAGAACAGCCCCGAGUUUUCGGAGUCGUUCUCCAGUGUUUCUCCGGGUGUGUCCCCAACGAGGCGCCCCUCUUGCACCUCCAUGCAAAGCAGAGAAGAGAGCGCCCCACGUCUGCGCGCGGCGGGGGAAGGGCAGGGCUGACACGACUUCCUCCCGGAGCAGCGGACCCGAGCCGGGUGCAGCCGAGUGCACCGCAUCUCCUCCCUGGUUGGUGCCCUGUCGCCGUCCCGCGCCCGGCCAAGUCCCCGCAGAGCCGUCGAGAUGGGUGAGUCCAAUGAUGAUAUAGACCAAAUGUUCAGCAAUUUGCUGGGAGAGAUGGAUCUUUUGACACAGAGUUUAGGAGUUGACACUCUUCCUCCUCCGGACCCUAACCCACCCAGAGUUGAGUUUAACUACAGUGUGGGUUUUAAAGAUUUAAACGAAUCCCUAAAUGCACUGGAAGACCAAGAUUUAGAUGCGCUCAUGGCAGAUCUGGUAGCAGACAUAAGUGAGGCUGAACAGAGGACAAUCCAGACACAGAAAGAGUCUUCUCAGAAUCAGCAUCGUUCAGCACCUGUGGAUGUAUCAGAUUUCAGUGGAGCAACCUCUCUCACUUUCGAAGCAAAUGUUGCUGAAACUAGUAUAAGCCCAUAUGAGGAUGACUUACCACCCCCACCGGCUGAUCCCAUGUUAGAUUUUCCUCUGCCACCACCACCUCCCGAACCUCUCUCUCAGGAAGAAGAAGAAGCCCAAGCAAAGGCUGAUAAAAUUAAGAUGGCAUUGGAAAAACUGAAGGAGGCCAAGGUCAAGAAGCUGGUUGUCAAGGUGCACAUGAAUGAUAACAGCACGAAGUCCCUGAUGGUGGAUGAGCGACAACUGGCCCGAGACAUUUUAGACAACUUGUUUGAGAAAACCCAUUGUGACUGCAGUGUAGACUGGUGUCUUUAUGAAAUAUAUCCAGAACUACAAAUUGAAAGGUUUUUCGAAGACCAUGAAAAUGUUGUUGAAAUCUUAUCAGAUUGGACAAGAGACACAGAAAAUAAAAUGGUGUUUUUGAAGAAAGAGGAAAAAUAUGACGUAUUUAAAAACCCCCAGAAUUUUUACUUGGAUAACAAAGGAAAAAAAGAAAGCAAGGAAACAAAUGAGAAAAUGAAUGCUAAGAACAAAGAAUGCUUACUUGAGGAAAGUUUCUGUGGAACAUCCAUCAUUGUACCAGAACUUGAAGGAGCUCUUUAUUUGAAAGAAGAUGGAAAGAAAUCCUGGAAAAGGCGCUAUUUUCUUUUACGAGCUUCUGGAAUUUAUUAUGUACCCAAAGGAAAGACUAAGACAUCUCGAGAUCUGGCGUGUUUUAUACAGUUUGAAAAUGUCAACAUUUACUAUGGGAUUCAGUGUAAAAUGAAAUACAAAGCACCCACUGACUAUUGUUUUGUUUUAAAGCAUCCCCAAAUUCAGAAGGAGUCCCAGUAUAUCAAGUAUCUCUGCUGUGAUGACGCAAGAACUCUAAACCAGUGGGUCACGGGAAUAAGGAUUGCCAAGUAUGGAAAGACUCUCUAUGAUAACUAUCAGCGGGCAGUGGCAAGGGCCGGGCUGGCCUCUCGGUGGACAAACCUGGGCACUGUCAGUGCAGCUGCACCACCGCCACCUUCGACAGGCACCACCCAAGCCAAUGGUCAGAUUCCCCAGGCUGCACACUCUGUGAGUGCUGUUUUCGAAGAAGCCAAGAGACAAGUUGACACAACUAAGGACAAGAAGCCAGCCCCUGGGAACCACGACCCAGGAGCACCCAGGGCCCACCACUCUCCGAAGUCCAGACUGCCACCGCCCCCUCCCAUGCGACGGUCCUCAGACAGCAGCGGCAGCCCAGUGAUAAUCCCCAAAGCCAAAAGCACGGGCUUCCCGGCUCCCCCCGACGACUUGCUGCCACCGCCACCUCCCCCACCACCUCUAGAGGACGACGAUCUCCCGCCACCACCAGAACCCUUUUUAAAAGAAGCGCCCCCAGACUUCGUGCCUCCCCCUCCGCCAUCGUUUGCAGAGGAUGCCGGGCCAUUACCGCCUCCUCCCCCGCCCCCACCCGCCCUCGCCCCAGAAUCCGCGAGGCUGCCCCCCAUUGCCGCCAAAAGGCCUCCCAUUCCUCCAAAGAGGCAAGAGAACCCGGGUCCGCCCAGAGCCGGAGGGGGCGAUGAGCAAGAUUUCAUGUCAGAUCUCAUGAAAGCUUUGCAAAAGAAAAGAGGCAACAUGUCCUAAAGGAAACAUACAAAUACCUUUGUGUGAUAGAUACAAUCAUUUUUAACGUGAAAUAUUUUAUUUUCGUAGUAUCUUGGUCAUUUUAGAUAAAAUUCCGCAGUGUUCAUACUAGAAGUAAUGUAAUACGUCUUACUAUUGCUUAAGUACAUUCAUAACCAUUCACCGAAUUUAUAAUAUCUGCUUAAAUGUACAUCUUUCCUAUGUAUUUCCACUGCAAUGGAAUUUAUCUUACCUUCGGAAUUAACCAAAAUGUUCAUUUUAUUCAUUUAUGUUCAUUUAUGAUGUUCAAAAGUAACAAACUAAUAAAAAUUUAAAAUUUUUUCCUGAAGAUGGUAUUCUAGAAAUAUCAGUGUAUAUAUCUAAUGCGGUAUCAACACUAUUUUAUAAUAUACUUUGACCUUUUGAAAAUAGCUUCCAAAAUUCUACCCCUUCUAAAGUCUUGUUGCUCUUUCAUAUAUUUUCCAUCUUCAGUUCCAUGACCUUCAGAAUUUUCAGAAAAUUCGAAAGAGGAAAAUUCUCUAAAAGAGAAGCCUCAUUGGCCUCAUCAAAUCGCUUGUAGCCUGAAGGUGACAAAGGAAGUACUGGGACCCAUCACUGUGAAUCAAGAGCCCUCAGAGAGUAGGAGCAGGGUGCUGGGGAGGGGAAAGGGAGAGAUGUGGUUGUCAUGGGCUUCAAAGAAGACCCAAAUUGUGUCACUUCGAACACAUUCCUAACUUAGAGAAGACAUCAGGCCUGAAGGUGCGCUCACCCUCAGUCCCACAGAGCUGGACAGCAGCUGCAUCUCCCAACUCUACCCAUACUGUACCUUUCUUUUACAGGGGAAAAACUAUU
This is a messenger RNA of Rhinolophus ferrumequinum (greater horseshoe bat), 3335 nucleotides long. It is a transcript of the gene APBB1IP, whose product is annotated as amyloid beta precursor protein binding family B member 1 interacting protein. Bases 540 to 2504 code for a protein of 654 amino acids. The transcript has 14 exons. Gene Ontology annotation, cellular component: plasma membrane; cytosol. NCBI's taxonomy places the organism in Eukaryota, Metazoa, Chordata, Mammalia, Chiroptera, Rhinolophidae. Gene Ontology annotation, biological process: signal transduction. The record is from RefSeq and is a predicted model, not a curated record.